ACCUGAGCAGGUACGCAGCAGCGGCGGCACGCCCGGUUGGCAGAGCACGUCAGUCAAACAGAAACGGCGGGCAGAGAAACCUGUUACAGGCAGUUCGUGAGUGCGGAUCCAGCAGCAAAGCAGCUACCUCUUUUCUCUAUAUUUUUUCUUUGGACCAGCGGUGCUCCAUGGAAGAAAACUUAAAGGGGGAGCUGGGACCAGAGGAUUAAAGCGUCCCUGCCAGCUGCGGGCGGCAAACAUGGCUCCUCUCCUCCGCGCAGGAGCGCAUGUUGCCUCUGCGCUCACUCUCUGGCUGCUCCUGUCAGCAGGCGCGCAGGAGAAGCGCCCAUAUGAACUCACCUGUGGCGAGGGUCUCACUGCCUGCCGUGCGACCGAAGCGAUCAGCGGUGGACCACCAGAUCCCUACGGCUCUCUGUACAUCACACACAUUCAGCUCAACGCCACUCAUUGUCGCUCUGCUUCCACAUGUGAACCAUGUCUGCAAAUUGAAAUCAGUCUUCAAGAUGUGGAUUUCGCAAGGAGCGCUUCUGAGGGGUCAGGUGACGACAGCGACGAGGAAGGUCUUGUGAAAGUGUGUCACUCCUCCCCGAGUUCCAUCGGCAUCUGCUGGGCAGUCGAGUUUAAACUAGCCUACGUGAAUAUGGACCCGUCCUCCGAAUAUAAGUUGCUGCUGACGGAGAAAGUGGCUUUUGAAACUCCUAUUGUGGUUUCAGCUGAGUCAAAGGAUACGUACAUCUACCAAAAUAUCACAAUUCCAGCACCAAAAGCAGUCUGUCCCUCGGAGCUCUGGAGUCUUUUAAUAGAAACUGACGUUCCUAGGCUCCAAGCUGUGACCGAAAACACGGGAAACGUGGUCCAGCUGCAUCUGCAAAAUGUUCCCGGCAAACAAGACAAGGUCUAUUGGGGAAUGACCUGGGACGACGUACAUGGACAGCCUCUUCAAUGGCCCAAAGGCAAGAACGAAACAGCUAUUUCUUCAGAUCUCGUUGCACCGUGCCUCUGUUUCACGGUAUGGUUGUUUGACAAAGACAUCAGAGGGAGCUACUGCCCUUUCACAAAUCAACCAGAUGCUCUGAGAAGAAUGCAGCACAACAUGUCCGUGACAAUGACGGAGACUCAGCUGAGGGGUGGCGGCACAGGGCUGAGCUGGAAUGUAACUUCUCCCUGUAAAGUGAAGGCAGAGGUGCGGCUGUGCAAGAAAGACAUGGCAGGGGGCCAGUGCGAAGAAGUGACAGGAUCCAAACAGAGACUCGAGCCUACUGGUUGGACUGUGGCACACAGUGUACAUUGGCAAGCUGGAGAGUUCUCUCUCUUGCCCCAUCCUCGGCUUUGUGUGCAGGUUAAAUCUGAAGGGAUGGUCUUGUUCUCAGAGCCCCAAUGUCCAUUUGAAACACAUCGAGUGAGAUGGAUCCUGGCACUCCUCGUUGGAUUUUUGCUGAUGUUUUUGGCCAUACUUGGGGUCUAUUUGAUACGAGGCAUUCUGAAAGGAUAUGUUUGGAGAUGGUUAAAGGACGAAGAUGUUAAAGGUGCUGUUGGUGGUGGUCACGUGGUGCUGCUAUAUCCGCCCGAUGAUGACGACAAGCAUCUUCCGGAGCUCCUGUGUCACCUGGGCUCGUCUCUCCAGGCCCUGGGCUUCACUGUGUCUCUGGACCUCUGGAGCCAGGCUGAGCUCAGCGUACUGGGCCCCGUGCCGUGGCUCCACUCGCGACUGGACCGCCUGAAACGGCAGGGUGGUAAGGUGGUGCUGGUCCUGACCCAGACGACGUGGACCAGAGCUGAAGAAUGGGGGGCCUUCACAUGUGAGAAAAACGAAGAGCAUAUCAGAGGAGUGGAGGAAGACUCUGCUGGAAGCUACCCGCCUCCUUCCCGACACGUGGAUGUAUUCGGUGCCUCGCUGAGCUGUAUUCUUGCAGACCACCUGCAGGGCCGCGCAGGCGAGCGGUUCAUGCUGGUGCAGUUCGAAUCGCUCCCUCCUGCACUCCCGGGGGGUUACCGACCACUUCCGCGGCUCUUUUGCGGACUCCACGUCUACAGCCUUCCUUCGCAGAGUCUGGGCUUUCUGACUGAGCUGGCAGGAUCCAAGCAAAUGGCCUCCGCGUCAGCGAGACGGAAAAGGGCGGGGGGACUCCGGAUGGCAUCCAGGGCUCUCGCCAAAAGGCUGUCAGGGUUCACACUAGGGACAAAUGUGUUGCACCUCGCCGGGGUGUCUCCGGGUUGUGUCGGAGGGGAAGAGGAAGACUCCGGGGACACACUACUCUUAGAACCAACUUUAAUUACACCACCAUCCAGUCCGGACACAAUAGUCAGUAAAAUGGAAUGGGUCUGACAACCGGGGAGGCUUGUAAAGGGGGGGAAAAAAAGUUAUUGGAAGCUUCAGUUAACAAAUAUACCUCAGUUGAUGCACUAAGACAUCUACCUAUUCAUCCAUAUUCUAUAUCAGGGUAAUCCGUCCUGGGUCGUGGGUGCUGGUGCUUAUUUCCAGGUGUCUCCACUGGAUGUUUGACAAGAGUUAAGGCUAGGUUUGGGUUGCAUGGUAUUAGAAUACAUUGCAAUAACAAUAACAAUGGUAAACAUUGCGACAGCGAUAUCAGUUGCAAUAUAUGCAUAUUUUUGUUUUUCUUUUCUUUCUUGUCCAAGCUUCCAUUACUCUGAGACCCUCAGCGUCUUGGGCAAGGUUGUUUGUGUGUGGUGUGAGCAUCUGGUCCUGUGAGACUCUAUCCUUCGGGCUAUAUAUUACUUUAUCAUGUAAAAGGCAUGUUCAUAACACUUGUAAUAUAUCAUCCAAUGAUUAUUGCACUCCAAACACGCCUUUGCUACAUGACUAUUGUGCACACUGAUACUGUGAUAACAAAUACAUUCCCAACAUUGAGCAGAUCCAGCAUAGGGUAGCCUGCACGCCAGGUAGGUUUUCGGCUAGACAACCAUGCGUGCUCGCACUGCCACCCAGGGGCGAUUCAGAAUAAUCGGUUAAUCUGGCAUGCAAAUUCUGGACAAUGUGAAGACUAAAAACCAGCAUAUGCAUGAGGGUAUCAUUAAAAGUUUGCUUUAUGACUUGUUCAGAAAAUGCAGACUAACAUCUUGAGUUAGUUUGAAGUGACCAGUUAACCUAACAUGCCGGUUUCUGAACUGUGAGACAAAAUCCACACGUCCAUGAGGACGACACUGAAACUCUACAGUAGGACAUGUUCAGAAAAGCUUCAUAUAAUUUUACUGUUUUGCUAGCAAGUAGUAAAUUCAACUUGAUAAAGCUUGAUUAAAUUGCUUCACUACAAAAAGGGAACUCAGAGUAGGUAAAAUCCUCUUGAAAUUAACAUAUUUUUCAUUGAUUUGAGCUGGUAAAUCAGAUUAUUUGCCAAUGGAAUAAGAUUUUUGCACUUAAAAUAAGAACGAUUCAUAUCCAUCACCUUAUUCCAAGUGCAGGAUGUUUAAUUACCUUAUUUUAGGGGUAGAAAUUCUCAUUCCAUUGGCAAAUAGUCUUAUUUAGCUGCUGAAAUCAAGGAAAUAUAUACUAAUUUUAAGAACAUUUUACCUACUUUUAGUUCCCUUUUUGCAGUGUUCUAGCAACAAAAAUAGCUCUGUUUUGUAAAGGAAUAUAGCUUGAGCUGCUGCUGCUGCUGCUGCUUCAGAGAAACUUGAUCCAGCCAAGAGACAGGACACCAGCUGGAAAAACAAAAUACAUGGAAAGAAUAAUAUAACAUCUUAGUAAUGGUUUACCAAGGGCGUUUGAUAGUGAUGUUGCAAAAGCAAAGUGGCACUGAACACCCAAACUGUGUACUCUUCCAUUCAUUUGAUAUUUAAACCAACCCUUCCAGAGGCAUUGUGUGUUUUCAAACUUGUUUACUUCUGCAUGACGUUCUUGCACUUCGGUUGGAUAUUACAAACCCUGAAAUUUGUGAAAGAAAAUAUUUAAGCAAAUGUGUACAUAAAACUUUCUGUUCAUGUAAAUAUGUUUUUUGCUUUGAUCAGGUAUUCUGAGUUGGUUUUAUACUGUGAUUUUGUUUUAAAUUUAUAAAUAUGGGAUUAAAUAAAGCAUUUCUUUGCUUGUCUACCAACAGUUAUUUCUCAUGUAUUUGCAUAAAUUAUAGAUUUUUUUUUCUAUUUGAGAGGAAUACAUUUGAGAAUAAAGAUUAUUUGGAUGUUACAGCAUACAUCAUAGUACAGUUUAUCACUUUUUUAUGCAAAUUUUAUUUGCAUGUUUUUUUUUUUUUUUUUUUUUACUAUUAACAUUGUUAGUGUGAGUGUGCAGCAGAAAAAGAGAACUAGGUUGGUACCAGAAAAACAAGGAGCUAUAGUAACUAAAGAUGUAAAGCUAAAAAGUCACACCAUGAAGAGGUUGUACAGAGUAGUUA
Molecule: messenger RNA, 4349 nt
Organism: Fundulus heteroclitus (mummichog)
Lineage: Eukaryota; Metazoa; Chordata; Actinopteri; Cyprinodontiformes; Fundulidae
Exons: 16
Coding region: 239-2326 (695 amino acids)
Molecular function (GO): interleukin-17 receptor activity
Source: RefSeq, a predicted model, not a curated record